Scleropages formosus (Asian bonytongue) is the source of this 2702-nucleotide messenger RNA. RefSeq names its product ataxin 7-like 2a (gene atxn7l2a). Lineage: Eukaryota; Metazoa; Chordata; Actinopteri; Osteoglossiformes; Osteoglossidae. The record is from RefSeq and is a predicted model, not a curated record. The transcript is spliced from 10 exons. Bases 244 to 2181 code for a protein of 645 amino acids.
CACACACACUGAGAAGUUGUUCCCUCCUGCACCCAGAAAGAAUAGCGUGUCGGAGGACAACCAGGGUGCGGAAAUAAAAUUGGACGAAAUGACCCAGUGACAGCAGGUGGCGUAUUGGUUAGAGGUGCUGCCUUCCACCUGAAGGGCCCAGAUAUUCCAGUUCCUUUGCUGUGGUGCCCUUGGCUUGAGCCAGGAUGUGAUGGAGAGGAAUGCAACAAAAAUGGCAGGAAAAAGGCAGAAGCAAUGACACUGAGAAAAGAAGAUAUGUGCAUGUUUGGACACUGCCCUGCACACGAUGACUUCUACCUGGUUGUCUGCAGUCACUGUGGUCAGGUGGUGAAGCCGCAGGCAUUCGAGCGGCAUUGCGAGAGGCGACACGGCUCUCUAAGGAAGCUGUAUGGGCGCCUCCGCGCCUCCCCCCUGGCUUCUGUGCAGCGGCUGCGGCAUGGACCCCCCCACGCCCCGCAUGGGAUGUCACACGCCACGAGUGAUGGAAAGCACCAAGGGGUGGGCCCCCCACUCCAGUGCCCCCUCGCUUCCUCCCAGAUCCGACAUGGCAAGCCCCAGAGGGAAGCACCAGGCCUUUCAGCCCCAGAAAAGGGUUCCCAAGCAGCUCCACCUGGAGACUCUUCUUCAAGACUGCCCUCCCUUUCGGCCUCCUCCCCAGGUUCCCCAGCCCCCAGUCUUAAAGACCCCCCUUGGCAGAAAGGGUCAACUCUGCCAAGUGGACCCUCUCUCUUGGAGAAACCCCUGCCACGAAGAGGAGAAUCAGGUCGGCACUUCUGUGUCCCCAAAACCUACAAGAAGAUCUGUAAAAAAGAAUGUGACCUGGACAAGCACUGCGGUGUUCUGGACCUGGAGAGGAAGAAGCUGUGCACCCGGCUACUCACCUGCAAUAUUCACUCCAUCCAUCAUCGACGAAAGGUUGUUGGUCGGAGCAAGAACUUUGACCAGCUGGUGGCUGAAUUGAAGAUGGGAUCCAAGACCCGCGAGCGGGUGAACCAGUCUAAGGAAGAUGUGGAGGAAAGUGUGGCAAGCCCCAAACCCUCUGGGGAUCACACAGGAACCGCACAAUGCAGGAGAACCCCAGUCAACAGUUCACCUAUAAGCAGGUCUAGAAUACCCUGGGAGCAUAACCGGGAAGAAGGAAGGCCAUGCACGGAGGAGCUGGAGACACAGUCCAUAUCCCCUGUGGCCCAUGGUCCACUUUCUAGCGAAGAGAGUGAGGGUGGCAUCCUUGGGGUAGACCAGGACGAGCCUGCUGACUUUCAUUCUACUCCUUGGCACCCCAGACCACUUGGGUUCUGCACGUUUGGGAGUCAUGUGCUCGGCCUUGGCGUCUUCACCUUUGACCGGCGGCUGCACUGUUUACGGUCAGCUCUCAGUGCCAUGGUGGAGAAGCACUUCUGUGCUCGACCCUGGAGGAAAAUACCUCAUGAAAUGGAGCUCCAGUCCUCACCGAUUCUGGCCCCUGGCUUCAGCACAGGUGGUGCAGUUCAGGAAGGCAAUGGUGCACUGUCCCUAAGGACGUCUCCUGUGUGCAGUCCAGGGAGGGCUACAGAGCCUCCCAACUGCUGCCCCAGCCCUGGCAUGGCUUCCGAGCUGUCGGAGAAACCGCUGGCCGGCCAGCUGGUGGCUUCACACCUCCCCAUCCACACUUCUCCAACCACACCACCACAUGGACGAUCCCGUACCUCUGUGGGCCGACCUAUCAAGCAACGGGGACAGCUGAAGGAGGCUGACCUGAUAAGCUCCUCACGUAAGCGGAAGGCAGCCUCCAAGGAAGGCCAUGGCUCUGUCCAUGACAGGAACUGUGUGCUCCCUGAACCAAGAAGGACUGUCCCCUCCCCCCAUGGACAUACCAAUGGUGCACUGUUUGCUGGUAAUAAGCCGCACAUCCCCAAGACCCCUGUAGAGCCCCAUUUGGCCUCCCUGGGGAUGCUGAAGCGUGCCUCUGCUCAUCCUCCCCCAGAGUCUGCACCCCGCAGGUUCAGUCUGCAAGGCAGGGCAGUGGGGUAUGAGUGCAGGAGCCCUGGCCGGAAGCGCAAGAGCAGCCUGUCCCCUCCCCAUAAAUCCCAUCGGACAUCUGCAGCCCCAAACUCUGGCUUCUUUUCCUGGAAGAAGGAGGGCAAGAGUCUGGAGCCUAAGCUCAGCUCGCAAAAGCCAAAACUGCACCACUGAGAGUGCCUGGCGAUAAAGCCACAAGGAACGAAGCCCACGGGAGUAUGGUGCCACUGGCUGCCAGAACAGGACUGCGGAGAUGCAUGGAUGAGCAUGAAUGUUGGACACUAGUGAGACUGUGAGACAAUGUGUGGAGAUUGUCUGUGUGUGAAUGAGGGGAAACAGAUUUUCAGUGACCCGUGUAUAAAUGAUAGAAUUACCUCACAACCUACCUAUUAUGCUGCUAAACACAAGCUGAUUCGUGAACAUGGAUUAAACAUCCUAAACACUUGAAGUCCCAGGCUUUUCUCAUUUGUAUUAUAUGAACUAUGCUUGGGGUUAUUUUUUUGUAUUAAUUCAACCAGACUGGACAGUGUCUGCUAAUUUUCAUAAAAGGUUAUGUGCAUCUGAGCAGGAUGAUCAAGAUGAUCACUGCCCUGCCCAAAUUAGGCAGGUACUAGAGUGACCAAACCCAGGGGAAGGAAUUGUAUGUUAACAUUUCUGAAAUGUCUUUUUAAAUAAAAUAUUUCUCUAUUUAAUAA